AUGGGCGACUCUACUUCGAACAAAAAGAGGCUCCCCUUCAAGCCCACAGCCCUCCGAAAGAAGCCCCCCCCCGCCUCGACGGAAAAGCCCAGCAAAGAUGAGGAGGACGACCUCGCUCUUUUCAAGCGGUCCAGGGAGAUUCUGCCCAUGGUCGCGGCGGAAGCUGAGCGACGCGCGCAGAAAGAGAAAGCGGACAGGGAUGCGCGACGACGGCGUCGGUCGGAAACAGAGGAGGAGAACACACCUGAGGCUGGCCAGAAUGCCGAAGCGCGAACGCCCGGCUCGUCGCAGAAGAAGCGGAGGACGUCCCGAACUGUGGAUCACGAUACUGAAGGCAUUUAUGAGAAGGCUAUUAGAGAAUCGCCGACUCCCAGCACUCGACUGUUCCAGCGCAAUCAGAGCGGGAUAUCACAGGCGACCACCGAUUUGUCGUCAAAUUCCGGACUAGAUAGCGGAAUCAUUAGCGCGUCGAGCACACAGCCUGUCCCUGCAUUCAGUAGUCCGACUCCGGACCUUUCAAGAAUCACACCACAACCGGCAAACGUCAUUGACGAUGACGACGAUUUUGUCAUACUCGACUCGCCCGUGGCCCCCGCCAAAGGGAAAGAGAAAGAGGAGGAAGAGGAGGGCAUCUCGAUCGUAGAGGAUACCGCAAGAUCCUCCUUUAGAGAAGACGAGGAGGACCCCGAGCUGCAGAAAUACGUGCAGGCCGCGCAGGAGCGCAAGCGCCAGCUAGAAAAAGAGCAGGAGCAGGAACAGGUUCUGGCGAAGAAGAACUUUACUGUCGAAGUCGUUUCCGACAUCCCAUACACCCACGCGGCGGGGCCCUGCGUGUUUAAGCACUUUGCGAAUGAUCCUCUCAAGCAGGUGCGAGAGACGUGGUGUGCCAUUAUGCAGAUGCACAAGAUAGACGUCGUUGCUAAUGACGUCUUCUUAACGUGGCGCGAGAAUCGGCUGUACAAUACCACGACUCUUCAGGGACUCGGCAUAUCCAUACUUGGUAACAAUCAACUCUACUCCAAGAGCGGCGGCCGCGAAGGCUUCAGUGAGGACAGGAAGAGGGUGAUUCUGGAAGCAUGGACGGAAGAUCUAUUCGAACAACACCGGCGGGAAAAGGAACGGGAACGGCUGAGGCUUCUGGGCGAGCUUGAUGAGGGUGUUCCGGUAGCGGCUGAGCCGGAGCCGGAAGAGAAGUUCAAAGUGACGAUGAGGCCGAAACAAGGGGACUCGGUCAAGGUAUCGGCGACGGCUUCUUCGACGGUGUCCGUUUUGAUAGAGAAGUUCAGAGCUAAGAGGCACAUACCGCAAGACGUCAAGAUAUCCAUUUAUUUUGACGGAGAGAAGCUUGGAGACGAGAUCACUCUGCAGGAGGCGGAUAUUGGAGAUGAAGAUCAGGUGGAAGUACACAUGGGAUAA
Messenger RNA from Scedosporium apiospermum, 1416 nucleotides. RefSeq lists its product as uncharacterized. Gene Ontology annotation, molecular function: protein binding. The transcript has 2 exons. NCBI's taxonomy places the organism in Eukaryota, Fungi, Ascomycota, Sordariomycetes, Microascales, Microascaceae. Bases 1 to 1416 code for a protein of 471 amino acids. The record is from RefSeq and is a predicted model, not a curated record.